UCUCAAACUUACUUCAACUCGGUUCUGGCAAACCUUGAAUCGAAUCAUCAAUACUAAGCGUUCUUCCUGUCUUUCAGCAUCCGCCAAAAUGGCCCCCAAGAAGAAGAUCGCCGUCAUGACCUCGGGAGGUGACUCCCCUGGCAUGAACGCUGCUGUCCGAGCUGUUGUGCGCAUGUCCCUUCACAUGGGUUGCGACGCCUACUGCGUCUACGAGGGAUAUGAGGGUUUGGUGCAGGGAGGCGACUUCAUCCGACAGAUGCAGUGGAACGAUGUCAGAGGCUACCUCUCUGAGGGUGGUACACUUAUUGGUACUGCUCGAUGCAUGGCUUUCUACGAGCGUCCCGGUCGGUUAACGGCCGCCAAGAACAUGGUUCUUUCUGGCAUUGAUGCUCUGAUCAUCUGCGGUGGUGACGGCUCCUUGACUGGUGCUGACAAGUUCCGAGCUGAGUGGCCUUCUCUGCUGGAAGAGCUCGUUUCCAAGGGAGAGCUGUCUACAGAACAAAUAGCACCUUAUAAGCAUCUCAACAUUGUUGGUCUCGUCGGCUCUAUCGACAAUGAUCUCACAGGAACCGAUGCGACCAUUGGUUGCUACUCAGCACUCGCCCGUAUUUGCGAGAUGGUCGACUACGUCGAAGCGACAGCCUCUUCACACUCGCGUGCUUUCGUCGUCGAAGUCAUGGGCCGACAUUGUGGUUGGCUGGCCCUCAUGGCCGGUGUCGCAACUGGUGCAGACUUUGUCUUUAUUCCUGAAAGACCUCGUGAGCAUGAUUGGCAGGAAGAUAUGAAGGUCGUUGUGCGAAGGCAUCGAGACCUUGGAAAGCGCAAGACCAUUGUCAUUGUCGCUGAAGGUGCCCGCGACAAGGACGGCAACAAGAUCGGCGCCGAAGAAAUCAAGAACAUCUUAGCCGACAAGAGCGAGGGCGGCCUUGCUCUCGAUACACGUAUUACCACCCUCGGUCACGUCCAACGAGGCGGUACUGCCGUCGCAUACGACCGAAUGUUGGCUACCCUGCAGGGUGUUGAAGCCGUCAAGGCUGUCCUCGAAGCUACACCAGAGACCGAGACUCCUUUCAUCGCUAUUAACGAGAACAAGAUUGUCCGCAAGCCUCUAAUGCAAGCUGUGGCUGAGACCAAAGAACUCGCCAAGGCCGUUGAUGCCAAAGACUUCGAGAAGGCCAUGUCUCUUCGUGAUGCCGAGUUCGCCGACCAAUGGGGCUCUUAUAUGUUGACCACGAACGUCAUGGUUGACGAUUCUAAGCUGCCUGAAAAGGAUCGCAUGCGAAUUGGCUUCAUCAAUGUUGGUGCCCCUGCUGGUGGCAUGAACGCUGCAGUACGUGCUGCUGUUGCGUACUGUCUUUCCAAGGGCCACGAGCCUCUGGCUAUUCACAACGGUUUCGCUGGAUUCGCGCGACACCACGAUGACAAGCCUAUCGGCGCUGUCCGCCCGUUCGACUGGCUUGAGGUUGACGGUUGGGCGAGCAAGGGCGGUUCCGAGAUUGGUACAAACCGAGAGCUUCCUGGCGAGUCUGGUAUGGAGUUGAUUGCCAACCUGAUCGAGGAGCACCACUUUGAUGCUCUAUUCCUUGUUGGUGGUUUCGAGGCCUUCCACUCCGUUUCUCAAAUGCGCAAGGCCAGGAAGGAAUACCCUUCUUUGUGCAUCCCCAUGGUUAUUCUCCCCGCCACCAUCUCCAACAACGUUCCCGGAACCGAGUAUUCUCUGGGCUCAGAUACUUGCUUGAACGAGCUUGUCAACUACUGUGACAAGAUCAAGCAAUCAGCGUCCGCUACCCGUCGUCGUGUCUUCGUUAUCGAGACUCAGGGUGGUCGCUCAGGCUACAUCGCUACCCUGGCUGGCCUGGAUGUUGGUGCCUCCGCUGUCUACAUCCCCGAGGAAGGUAUCUCUCUUGAGAUGCUCAACUCCGAUGUUAACCACCUCAAGGAGGUUUUCAAGAAGGACAAGGGCCAGUCCCGUGCUGGACGCCUGAUUCUCGUAAACGAGAAGUCCAGCAAGGUCUACAAUGCUAAGCUCAUUGCGGACAUCAUCCGCGAAGAGGCUCACGACCGGUUCGAGAGCCGAGAGAGUAUUCCUGGUCACGUCCAGCAGGGUGGUGUUCCUUCCGCUAUGGAUCGUUGCCGAGCUGUUCGUCUGGCCAUCAAGUGCAUCCAGCAUCUUGAGGGCUUUGGACGUAAUGCUCAUAACCACGUUAAGAAGGACCCCAAGAGUGCCUCUGUCAUUGGUAUCCAGGGCUCCGAGGUUGUGUUCAACGCAAUGGAGGAGCUAGAGGAGCACGGCACAGAUUGGCCCAACCGAAGACCUGCAACUGCCCACUGGCUGGGCCUGUCAGAGGUAGUGGACAUGUUGGCGGGCCGUCCUGACUACCCUAAGCCGGAGAAGAGCUUGACAGGGUUGAUCGCAAAGGACACAAAACGUGGUCUGUAGGGGGACGUCAUCUUUUGGCUAUAAGGAGAUUUUCAGAUUGACGUUACUUCAC
Messenger RNA from Fusarium oxysporum Fo47, 2492 nucleotides. Its product is annotated as phosphofructokinase-domain-containing protein. Bases 89 to 2440 code for a protein of 783 amino acids. The record is from RefSeq and is a predicted model, not a curated record. Gene Ontology annotation, biological process: canonical glycolysis; fructose 6-phosphate metabolic process; fructose 1,6-bisphosphate metabolic process. Gene Ontology annotation, molecular function: monosaccharide binding; fructose-6-phosphate binding; ATP binding. The transcript is spliced from 3 exons. Gene Ontology annotation, cellular component: cytoplasm; 6-phosphofructokinase complex; mitochondrion. NCBI's taxonomy places the organism in Eukaryota, Fungi, Ascomycota, Sordariomycetes, Hypocreales, Nectriaceae.